This is a messenger RNA of Anoplopoma fimbria (sablefish), 2665 nucleotides long. It is a transcript of the gene zgpat, whose product is annotated as zinc finger, CCCH-type with G patch domain. The record is from RefSeq and is a predicted model, not a curated record. Lineage: Eukaryota; Metazoa; Chordata; Actinopteri; Perciformes; Anoplopomatidae. Gene Ontology annotation, biological process: regulation of transcription by RNA polymerase II; negative regulation of DNA-templated transcription. Bases 213 to 1796 code for a protein of 527 amino acids. The transcript has 7 exons. Gene Ontology annotation, cellular component: nucleus. Gene Ontology annotation, molecular function: metal ion binding; DNA-binding transcription factor activity, RNA polymerase II-specific; RNA polymerase II cis-regulatory region sequence-specific DNA binding.
UCACUCCUUCCUGUUAGCUUGAUACCGGACAGGUUACUAUGGUGCUCGAGUAUUUAGCUAUUUGAAUGACUACAUUUCUUAACACAGCACAUAUUUUCAUGGCUGUCUCUUCUCCCGUGGGUGCAGUGGAUGUCAGCCCGCUGGGCUAAUAAGAAGGUGUCUUGGAGGCUUGAUGCUGUCCACCCCUGGCCUGCCCUGUGCCAAGUGUCAGCAUGGAUGAAGAAACCCUUGAGGCAGCCAUCAGUGCCUAUGGUGCCCAGUUGCAGCAGGUGGAGUCAGCCCUGUCAGCUGGCCUGGACCCCUCCCACCAGUCAGACCUGCUCAAACUGAAAGAGGACCUUUGUCAGCUGAUAGAGCUCACAGAGUCCAGCCUGGUGUCUGUCAAAAAGAGUCGGCUUCUGGCCAGCCUGGAAGACUGGGAUGGACUGCAGGCGAACACCUCAGUGCCAGCAGCUGACACAAACGGUGCAAACGGCGGAUUGGAUGGUGAGUUGGCGGAUUUCUACUCCAAACUCGGGGAGUCAUCCGGUAGUAGCUCUGAUCCUAGAGAUAGAGACAAUGAGGAGGAAGAUGGGGUAGAGUACGAUGAAGAAGAGGAGGAGGCAGAAGAAGAAGAGGAUGCACUCAGCGGUACCAAAGUAAGGGCGCCCUACCGGACAACAUGGGGGACACUGGAGUAUCACAACGCCAUGGUGGUGGGGGCAGAGCCGUCUGACGGAGAGGAGGCACAAGUAAGAGUGCUCUACGUCUGCCCCACACAGAAGUCUAUGAAACCGUGUCCGUACUUCCUAGAUGACAAAUGCCGCUUCCUGGAGAAUUGCAGGUUUUCCCACGGCGAGGUGGUGCAUGUGUCGGAGCUCAGAGAGUUCCUUCAGUUCGACCUCAGCAAUCUUGAAGAAGGCUCCUCGUGCUUGGCUCGACACGAGGACGGAAUCUGGUACCCGGCCAAAAUCAAAGAAAUUGACAGUGGUUUCUACACUGUGAAGUUUGACUCAGUGCUGCUGAAAGAUGUUGUGGUCGAGGCCGACUGCAUUAUCCCGCCUUUGAGAGAGGACGACCCGCUCUCCUCUGACUCUGACCUGGACGACACUGGAGAUGGACACGAUGUGGCUUUUGCAAGAGUAAUGGACACUGCUGAAGAAUCCACAGACGCAGUAAACAGUGCAAAUUUUGGUGGCUGGGAGGCCCAUACCAGAGGCAUCGGAUCCAAACUCAUGCUCAAAAUGGGCUAUGAAUAUGGGAAAGGCUUAGGAAAGAUGCAGGAGGGUCGAGUAGAGCCAGUCAUGGCCGUGGUCCUACCCAAACGCAAGUCUCUGGACCAGUGUGCCGAGCUCACCCAGAGACGCACCCAGAGCAAGGCCGCCCAAGACGGCACGCCGACGGGGCGCCCAAAGAGACGCAGGAAGCCUCGGGCCCCCACCGGAGGGCGCCGUACUGUCUUUGACUUUCUCAACCAGAAGCUGGAAGGCAAGAGCACCGGUCCCGCCAAAGAGGGUGCUGCUGCGCCGUCGGCGGCGACGGGGGUGGAGGCUUACAGGGGGGGGAAAAGCACCAAGAGGACUCUGAAUGUGAAGCUGUUCCAGGCUGCGGAGAGGGUGUCCCAGACCGAGAAGGAGAUCCAGAAACUGAAUGAGACACUCAGCAGACAGACGGGCAGGGACUCCUCCAGAGUGAAGCAGCUGGAGGAGAAGCUGUCAGCGGCCCGUCGGCUGCUGGGCCAGCAGAAAGCCCAGGAGAUGUCCAUCCAGAGAGAGCACAGGAAGUCAGACACGCACAAGAAGAUGACUGAGUUUUAAGAUCAGUUCUCUGGAAAGACUCUGAGGAUACAGGGAAGCACUGCCUGCCUGAAAUGAACUUUUGUCCCUUUACCUGCUGUCAGUUUUUUGCUAUAUAUUUUUUAGCAUUAUUCUUCACCGGCAUCAUGGAUUUGACAACGCUGUGAUGCCCAUUUUAUGCAGAAUGCAGCAUUUGCUGAACAACAUUUCUGCUACUCAUUUAACAUUUUCGGGGACUGAGCAGUUUAUUUUGUGCAAACAAUUGUUUUGGUUCCUAAUUGGACACUUCACAAUAAUGUUCCAAAGUAAAUUUUAUUUGUGAUGAGCAUCUUAUGUAUUUUUUCUUCUUCAGUACUAAAAAUCCUGUGUUUGAAGGACCUACUGUGCAAUUUUCAUUCUUUUUCAACCAUACACCCAAGUACCACAUUUUUUAUGUGUUCUUUUGUUUUACUUUUCGGGGAGAGUUUUCAAUAAUUCUAGCCAGAAACUGUUCCAAAGGUAACUGCAGUAUACCUUUGCUCGGAUUUCUGACUGACUUUUAAAUUCCAACCUCGGGAGUUUGGAGACCUUUACACAGUUUUGAAGUGAAGCCCAUCCAUUCGCCCACGCCUCUUACCAGCUCGUACACAGCGUCUUUUGAAGCUACGACCAUAACCCCUCUAUUAAAUAAUGAAUUUGGAGAGCACCUUGUUUGCUCGUUGAUCCGACACACAUUGUCCGUAGGCGGCGGGUGGGUUGAGUAGUGACUGCGUCUUCCUUGCUGCCUUCCACACUCUCAAGUAAAGGUUUCAGCUCAGAUGUUAGAUAUCUGUAGAUAAGGUCCUCCUUAUGAACAAUUUCUAAUCUGAAUGUGAUGCUCCAUGAUAACAGGGCUAAAUAAAAAAGAAAUA